This is a messenger RNA of Gongylonema pulchrum, 633 nucleotides long. The record is from the annotation of a GenBank genome assembly. NCBI's taxonomy places the organism in Eukaryota, Metazoa, Nematoda, Chromadorea, Rhabditida, Gongylonematidae.
AUGAAAUCCGUCUUUUUUCAGAUAAAACUUGGUUCUCGGCAAGAAACACGAGAUGGUGUCAAUCGGACAGCGCUGCGGGAAAUUAAGCUUCUUCAGGAGCUCCAUCAUGACAAUAUCAUCGGCCUUCUGGAUGUAUUUGGACACAAAACAAAUAUCCAGCUCGUAUUCGAUUUCAUGGAAACGGAUUUGGAGCAUCUGGUCAAGGAUACGGCGAUAAUUUUGAUGCCCGAACAUAUCAAAAAUAUGGUACUUCAGAUGCUCCUAGGCCUGGAAUAUCUUCAUUUACAUUGGGUGUUGCAUCGUGAUCUGAAGCCAAAUAAUUUGUUGAUCAAUACACAUGGACGCAUCAAAAUUGCCGAUUUCGGCUUGGCACGAUUUUUUGGCUCGCCUAAUCGAAAUUACACGCAUCAGGUGGUAACAAGGUGGUAUCGCGCGCCUGAAUUGAUAUAUGGAGCACGUUCCUACGGUGUCGGUGUUGACAUCUGGGCUGUUGGUUGCAUUAUAGCCGAACUACUACUACGGGUGCCAAUAUUUCGUGGUGAAACUGACAUUGACCAGCUUCUCAAAAUAUACAGUGUGCUGGGAACACCAACCGAUGAAGAUUGGCCGGUUUGUUCGUAUAAUAAUAAUAAU